This is a messenger RNA of Polypterus senegalus (gray bichir), 3402 nucleotides long. Its product is annotated as gastrula zinc finger protein XlCGF7.1-like. Gene Ontology annotation, molecular function: DNA-binding transcription factor activity, RNA polymerase II-specific; RNA polymerase II cis-regulatory region sequence-specific DNA binding. Lineage: Eukaryota; Metazoa; Chordata; Cladistia; Polypteriformes; Polypteridae. The record is from RefSeq and is a predicted model, not a curated record. The transcript has 3 exons. Gene Ontology annotation, biological process: regulation of transcription by RNA polymerase II; central nervous system development. The coding region runs from base 112 to 942 and encodes 276 amino acids. Gene Ontology annotation, cellular component: nucleus.
UGGAAGCGAAGUGUCGUCGUGGCCGGGCACGUGGAUUUUUGGCUGCUAAUUUCGAGAAAUUGUCCAAAUUUUAGGAAGGAAGAAGCCGCUGUUCUUUACUGGAACAUCAAGAUGGACGUGAAAAAGGAGGAGUGUGAGGUUGACACAAAUACAAUGGAGUUAAGGACUGUCAGUAUUAAGGAAGAGGACUGUGAAGGGGAGCCUUUCGACCCUAACCAGGAGAACCUCUGCAUUAAGGACGAGGAUUAUGAACUGGUAACUGUGGGCAUUAAAGAAGAGGCUGAAGAGAUGUCUUUCAGCAUCGAGAUGCACAGACAUAAAAUUCUGCAGUGUGGCGACGUCAAGACGAGGUCUGAAUCAUUACAGUCUGACGUAAACCGGACUGAGGAAAUUUCAUGUGUUAGAACUCGGGAAGAUCAACCGACACAUUGUUCUGAAAUAAGAGUCAAACGUCACUGCUGUUUUGAAUGUGGCAAACAAUUUUCAAAAAAGUGUAAUCUUCAGAUCCACACAAGGAUUCACACUGGGGAAAAGCCAUAUCGCUGUUUGGAAUGUGACAAACGAUUCUGUAGCAGUAGUGAUCUUCGGAAGCACACCAAAACACACACUGGAGAGAAGCCAUAUUGUUGUUCUGAAUGUGGCAAACAGUUUCUGAAAAGGAGCAAUCUUCAGACCCAUACAAGAAUUCAUACUGGAGAGAAGCCAUUUUGCUGUUCGGAAUGUGACAAACAAUUCUGUGACAGCAGUUCUCUUAAGAAACACACAAGGAUUCACACUGGAGAGAAGCCAUUUUGCUGUUCAGAAUGUGACAAACGAUUCCGUAGCAGUAGUGAUCUUCGGAAACACAACAGAAUUCACACCAGGACUCCCUCACUGCUUGUAACAAAGUCCAAGCUAAAAAUCAAUUUGCAGUUUCUAUCUUCUCCAACGGUUUUGGAAUAACCAACUGGCUGAAAAAUGAUCUUUAUAAAGUAGACAACAAGGUGAGAAAACUGCUGCUUGCCUAGUUACAAUUUUACCAGAACUGCUGUAUUCUGAGGGAUUAUAUCCCAACAUCAGAAACUGAAAUUGACUACACUUCUAGGUUAGCAAACUGGACUACAGACUUCCUUAUUAAACUCUAAGGAACCACAUGUAGAAAAAGUGUUUACCCACAAAUCAAGUAAACCGAAGACGAGCUCCAUAUUCAAACUUACUCAUCUGCUUUGACAAAAUGAAUGACAGAAAGUCAACCAGUUUGUGUACAGAUGGUUGCUACAUAGUAGGAACAAGAGUUUAAAAAAUUAAACCACUGGAAGAGAAGAAACAAUUGACAAGACCAUAAACAUAGUGUUAAAGAUGCAGCCCUUUUGGAAUAGCCUCAUGUGGACAAGGAACUUAACCCCUUAUGAACAUUCCAUGAGUAACUAUGACUAAAAGUAAACAUCUAAUCAUGUCCACACAAGACAGUGGUGACCUGCUCACAAUGCUUACUGUUAACCUAUGGAAGUAAGAAAUAAAGUAGUACAACUGAACUGUCCUGAACCAAGAGUGACGGUUCCCUCCUGUCUUAAUAGUAAGCACACCAAGAGAAUUUGGAGAAGUUAACUGGAGAGGAGCACAUUGCUGUUUGGAAUGUGACUGAGUUUCCACACAAGUGCACUCUUCAGAGUCAUGAAAGGAUCAAGUGUAUCAUGAGUAAGAUAUUAAGAGGACCAGAUGCCAGUCCUAGUGGUCAAUUGAAGAUAAAGAGGACAUCGUGUACUGUUAUAUCAAUGGAACUGAUCCCAAAUUCCUAACUUAAGAAUAUACCAGGGUGGCUUGCUCACAACAGGGAUUUCCAAAUUGGAUAACUAACCCAAAUUUACUGUCUCCAAUUGUAGUAAUUAGAAAUUUGAAGAAAACCCCAAAGAACAGCGAAAAAACAAAUAUGGAAAAAAGCAGCAUUUACUUUACCACCGUGAAGGUAGCAGCAUCCAAACUGAAUAUAUUUUUAAAGAAAAAUGCUGAUAUUUUCACAAACAGAUUAAAACGUAAGGCUCAAAUCCAAAAAUAUGUGACUAGAAAAUUAUCACCUGGAAGUGAAAUGUCCUUAAACGCAACCUUUUUUUUUCAGCUAGGAAAAUACAAACAAUAAAUGGAGGAGUUAAAUGCAGGAAUGGAAGUACCGUAGACCGAAAGUGACAAAAAAAGUUUAUAAAAAAAAAAAAUAAAAAAUCAUUGGAAGAUCAGCCCAAUGGUCAAUGUAGAAGAGCAACCAGAAUGACAAAAGCCAAUAAGACUAUCAAUAGUCCCCCCCACACCCCCAUAUCUAAAAGGGAAGAAACUAACUAAAGAGAGCGUCCCAAGAAGAGCAGACAGAGGACUAGGAAAUGAAAGAAGAGCUCUUGGACUACAUCAACAAAUGUGCAGAAGAGACAAGUGACUAAGAAUACCAUUAAGUAGAUCCAAACGCAGGGUUUACAAAUAAGGUGGAGAAGUUCAGAACUGAGGGAGAAAAACAAUUAACAACAUUGAACAGACAGAAGCAGAGAGCAGCCUGCAGUGUGCAGCAAAACUCAGCAAAACUCGGCACCUUUAAAGUAACAGCGUAGAAGUAAAUCAAAUGAAGGAAACCUAGACAAAGUUGAACUUCACCCUGGAUGACAUGGAAAUCAAAUAAUAAUAACGAUUCUGCAUGGUGUGUGGCAUUGAGAAAAGCAUAAAUGGAAGAUGUGAGAUUGUAAAGCAUAACUACAAAGAGGGAAAUUACAAAACGGGAUGUAAACAUGUGAGGACUUGAACUUCACCUUGGGGAAAAAAUGAAGAGUUCAGGCAGAAGCACAGAAGUGAAGAAGGUACAAACAAAAAGCUUACAGAACAGACCACUCUGGGGGAAUCCCAAAAAGUGCUAUAGGAGGUUCAGGGAAGGAACUUCACCACCAGGCAACAGAAACUGAAAUAUUUUUGAGAAAAGAUGAGGAUGCUCAAGAACGCCACAAAGAAGCAACAUGGAUGAGAAAAGAUGGAAAAAGAAAACAUUCAAUUGAAAGAAGUUAAUUGGCUUGGGGUAACAUCAAAGGACGCGGAAAUCAAUUAGGAGCUCCUGCUCACUAAAAUCAACUGGGUGCAUGUUAUACCCGACUUCUUAUUUAAGUACUUAACAUUCCAACACUAGUUUAUGGACGAGUGUAAUAGUAAGUCAGGGUGUACAAACAAAAGGAGAAUAAAAAGGUCAUAUUGAAGAAAAGAACUACUAUUGUUAAAAGAAAUAAUCACCCGGUGCCGUAAGAGAGGCAAAAACCUGAAUGUGGCCUGGAUUGAGUAUAAAAACGUCUGUGGGUGCAUGCCACACAGCGGGACCCUGAAUUCAUUCUUCUUCUUCUUUCGACUGCUCCCAUUAGAGGUUGCCACAGCGGAUCAUCUUCUUCCAUGACUUUCUGU